UCAAACUCUAUAAAUCCAAUAGAAAAUAGGACCCAAAUUUAUUGUAAACUUAAUAAUAAAAAGGGAGAACUCCACGUUUUUCUUCUCCCCUUUCCAGGAAUCAUCAAUAGGCUUUAAGAAUUGAGGAGUCUUAUUGUUAUUCUCAAAGAAUGAACAUUUACUAACACUUCUAUUUGAUCAAAAGAGCCUUCUUUGAGAAUUUGAACUAGAGAUUAACCCCUACUUUAAUUUCCUCAAAGAAAAUGAUAGUAAGAUGGUGGGUAACAACAUUCCAAUUGACAGAGCUGUUUGUGAGUUCUUUAGUUCAUUUGACAUAUGGGCUUUACAUAUUCAGCACAGCUGUUGCCGGUGAUCUUUCCCAAACUCUGAGCAAUUGUCUUUUCAAGUCAAAUUUGGAAACAGAUGAUACAAAAAAGACUAACAGUGAUGUGCCUCCUAUCGUGCUAGUUCAUGGAAUCUUUGGUUUUGGCAAAGGGAGACUGGGAGGACUUUCAUAUUUCGCUGGUGCAGAGAAAAAGGACGAAAGGGUUCUAGUGCCAGAUUUGGGUUCGCUUACUAGCAUUUAUGACAGGGCUCGUGAAUUGUUUUAUUAUUUGAAAGGAGGGCAGGUUGAUUAUGGGGAGGAACACAGUAAGGUUUGUGGGCAUUCCCAAUUUGGAAGAAUUUAUGAACAAGGACACUACCCCGAGUGGGAUGGAGAUCAUCCUAUUCAUUUUGUGGGGCAUUCAGCUGGAGCACAGGUUGUUCGAGUCUUGCAACAGAUGCUAGCUGACAAGGCAUUCAAGGGUUAUGAGAAUACUUCAGAGAACUGGGUGUUAAGCCUAACAUCAUUAUCUGGAGCACUUAACGGGACAACCAGAACAUACUUUGACGGAAUGCAACCUGAAGAUGGGAAGUCCUUAAUGCCCGUAUGUUUGCUCCAACUUUGCCGCAUUGGAGUAAUAAUUUAUGAGUGGCUUGAUAUUCCCUGGCUGAAGGUCUAUUACAACUUUGGCUUUGACCACUUCAGUAUGUCCUGGAGGAAAAGUGGUAUCCGGGGUCUUGUUGAUUGCCUUUUAGGGAAUGCCGGCCCAUUCGCUUCAGGAGAUUGGAUACUUCCAGAUCUUACCAUCCAGGGGUCAAUGAAGUUGAACAGCCACUUACGUACAUUUCCGCAAACAUACUACUUCAGCUAUGCUACCAAGCGUACCACGAAAGUUAUGGGUCUUACAGUUCCUUCUGGUGUUCUAGGGAUACAUCCUCUGCUAUUCAUCAGAGUCCUGCAAAUGAGCCAAUGGCGGCAUCAACAAGAUGUUUCUCCUCCAUACAAGGGCUAUAGGGAUGAAGAUUGGUGGGACAAUGACGGUGCUCUCAACACCAUAUCUAUGACACACCCUCGCUUGCCGGUUGAACACCCGAGUCACCUUGUUGUAAAAGAUUCUGAUUGCCAGCCCUUGCAACCUGGCAUCUGGUACUAUAAAAUUGUGGAAGUUGACCACAUUCUUUUUGUUAUGAACCGGGAAAGAGCUGGAGUUCAAUUUGAUUUGAUCUACGACAGCAUAUUUGAGCGCUGCAGGAAGCAUGUCUUAAGAAAGACUCCAAAGACUCCCAAACCAACAUUCUUCUAAUCUUUUACACAUUGGCAAAUAUCUAUUUCGCCUUUGAAAUGGAUUUUAAGGUCAAUGUCUCUCAUUGUUCUUUUGUAUGUAAUUGUUAUUACCUCCAUUGGCUCGUAGGCUUUCCGUGGGGAAAUGUAAGUAGAGAUUUGGUCCGUUGAACUGUCAAAAAAGAUGAAUUUAGAAUUCCAAAAGAAUACAGAACUUUCUUCUUUGACCAUGAA
This is a messenger RNA of Nicotiana tabacum (common tobacco), 1819 nucleotides long. RefSeq lists its product as uncharacterized. The record is from RefSeq and is a predicted model, not a curated record. NCBI's taxonomy places the organism in Eukaryota, Viridiplantae, Streptophyta, Magnoliopsida, Solanales, Solanaceae.